AUGUCUUAUCAGUCAAACGCAGCGAUAUCACAUGAUAUUACAAAUGGAGAGAAUGGAUUGGAUAAAAGAAAACUUUUUGAUCUAACGCCCUCUUUUGGAGACAUUGAUGAUGUCUACCUAUCCUCUGCAAAUUUCAGUGAUCUCGAUAGUAAUUCAUCUAUGUCGAUGGUCAUGUCGGAACGAGUCCAACGCAUAGCAUCUGGGAUCUAUCGAGAGUUUGAAACGAUGAUUGAAGCUUAUGGAUUACCAGUUGUUGAACGGUUAAUGCCAUUAAUAAUUGGUCUGUUGGAAAACUUGGAUGAAUUGUAUAAGGAUCAAGCUGCAUACCAUGCUGAAGUGGGACAACUAAGAGAAGAAAAUGUACACAUCUGUGAUCAACUAGCUGCCGAGAAGGCUGCUCGAAAACAGGCUGAACUACGUCUACUACAAACUGAAGAUACCUUUGAUGAAGAAAGGAAAGCAAAUGAUGCCAAAAAUGAAGCUUUAUCUUCAUCUUGUCGACAGAUUGAAUUGAAGCUACAAUUGGCUAAAGAUCAAGUAUCACGCUUAGAAGCUAAAGAACAAGAAUGGAAAAAGGAGGAGAAUCGGCUGCAUGAACGCUUAAAUGAAUUAAUACGUUCUAAUGUUGAAUUGACAGAACAAAUCAAAUUUGUUAAUCAACAGCAUAAUGCCAUCAUUGGUUCUGGUACUGGUGGUGGUGGUGCUGGUGCUGGUGCUUCUACGCCUAACAAUCAUAGUAAAAAUGCUAUGCAUAGAUUAUCAAUCACUUCUUCACCGCAUCAUUUAAUCGGAUCGAGGGAGACGUCCAUACAUUCACAGUCACCGGAUACUGGCUAUGAUGCAACUAGUAGUGGUUUCGGUUUCGAUGAAAUGCCAAGCACUGCAGAGCCAGAAGUUUGUCCAAAUGCUGAGGAUGAUUUACCUGGACAAACUAAUAGUAAGUGUUUAAUUAUUCUUCAUUAG
Messenger RNA from Trichobilharzia szidati, 963 nucleotides. NCBI's taxonomy places the organism in Eukaryota, Metazoa, Platyhelminthes, Trematoda, Strigeidida, Schistosomatidae. The record is from the annotation of a GenBank genome assembly.